Trichoderma asperellum CBS 433.97 is the source of this 3439-nucleotide messenger RNA. NCBI's taxonomy places the organism in Eukaryota, Fungi, Ascomycota, Sordariomycetes, Hypocreales, Hypocreaceae. The record is from RefSeq and is a predicted model, not a curated record.
UCGCCACUCAGUCAAUGCCUUUCACUGUAUUCGAAGAUCUCGUAGUCCAUUUUGUCACAGGUCUUGUUUCGCGUCAUAAAGUUUAGUCUCUUGAAACAUUUUGAUUACAAUGGAUCUAGCGGUGCCAUACUCGCGCGAUAUUACGAGCAACUGCUUUGGAGAUAAUGCUAGAAUCCACCAGGGUGAUAAUCAUUACCACUCGACCAACGAGAAGUCCCAAGAAGACGAUAUGAAAUGCCUCAAGGACUUACGCAUAACGGACCCCCGCGACGAUAAAACUCGUAUUGAGGCUACAAAGGGCGGCCUAUUUAAAGAUUCAUACCGCUGGAUCCUCGAGCAUAGUGAUUUCCGACGAUGGCGCGAUGACGAAUGCAGCCGCCUGCUCUGGAUCAAGGGCGAUCCCGGCAAGGGCAAGACGAUGUUGCUCUGCGGCAUUGUGAAUGAGUUAAUCUCCGGAACGAGACUAAAGGACCAGAAAGCCAACACACUGUUAUCCUACUUCUUCUGUCAGGCCGCCGACGAGCGCAUCAACAGCGCUACGGCCGUGCUACGGGGCCUUAUGUACCUGGUUGUGAAGCAGCAGCCGCUACAUCUCUCCCACAUACAAGAAAAAUAUAAGGAUGGGGGGGAAGCGAUUUUUAAAGAUGUAAAUGCAUGGAUUACAUUAUCCGAAAUCUUCUCAAAAAUCUUAGAGAAUGCAAGCCUGGAGCGGACAUACAUAAUUAUUGAUGCACUUGACGAAUGCGUGACCGACCUACCACAGCUGCUCGACUUCAUCAAUACAAAGUCCACUCUCUUUUCCCGCGUUAAGUGGAUAGUGUCCAGUCGCAACUGGCCAGAUAUUGAAGAGCGUCUUGAUUCUGCCACUCAGCAAAUGAGGCUGUGUCUAGAGCUCAACGAAAAGUCCAUCUCUACAGCCGUCGAUGCAUAUAUUAAGCACCAAGUCAAAUGGUUAGCCCAGAAAAAAAAAUACAAUACUAUAACCAAAGAUGCUGUUUACCACCACUUAUCCUCUAAUUCUAAUAAUACCUUCCUCUGGGUAGCCUUGGUCUGUCAAAACCUAGAGAGGAUUUCAUUACAAAGUCCUCUCCGAAUAUUAAAUAAGUUUCCGCCUGGACUUGAUUCUUUAUAUAAGAGGAUGAUGGAGCAAAUAUAUGGUUUAGAGGAUAGCGAUGCUAAAUUUUGUUACCAGAUCCUUGCGACCGUGUUGCUCGUGUAUCAGCCUGUUACACUGGCUGAGCUUGGCACCCUUAUUGAGUCCACAGACAAUGAUCCUGUAGAUGCCGAGUUGAUCCAUAAGGCAAUAGGGUUUUGUGGCUCAUUUCUCACGAUGAGAGACAGCCGGGUUUACAUUAUCCACCAGUCAGCCAAGGACUACUUGAGUGGCAAAGCAGCAUCUACUAUUUUCCCUUCUAACUCCGCCGACAUCCAUGGUGUCAUCUUUGUGCGGUCAAUACAAGCUAUGUCUACCAGAUUACAACGGAAUAUCUAUAAUUUACACUCACCUGGAACCUCAAUCAAUAAUAUAAAGGCUCCAGAUCCAGAUCCGCUAGCCGCUGUGCGUUACUCCUGCGUCCAUUGGGUCGACCAUUUCUGUUAUAUAUAUAACAGUAAUAAGGACCAGGUUAACCAUGAGUGCCAGGAGGUCUUCCUAUUCCUUCGAAAGUACUUCCUGUACUGGCUUGAGGCUUUAGGCCUUAUGGGGUAUGUAGAGGAUGUGAUUCUUUCAAUGAUAGGGCUAGAGAAUCUACUGAGAGGAAAAUCACUGGGCUGCCAAUCAUCCGACUGCCAAUUAUUAGAACUCGUACACGACUCACGACGGUUUAUUCAGCGGAACAGUUUGGUGAUUGCGGAUAGUCCACUCCAGGUAUAUACGUCAGCGCUUAUAUUCAGUCCAUUGAACAGCUUAAUACGGAAAAUAUUUAAAGAGGAAGAACUGCAAUGGCUAAAGGUUAAGCCUAUAGUGGAAUACAAUUGGAGCCCUUGUUUACAGACGCUAAGUGGCCAUAGCCGUUCAGUUAGGUCGGUAGCCUUCUCAGCGGAUGGCCGCUACCUCGCCUCAGGCUCAGGCGAUCACACCAUCAAGAUCUGGGAUGCAACGACAGGCAAAGAGCAGCAAACAGUAGCCUUCUCAGCGGAUGGCCGCUACCUCGCCUCAGGCUUACACGAUCACACUAUUAAGAUCUGGGAUGCAACGACAGGCAAAGAGCAGAAAACACUUAAGGGCCAUCGCAAUGUAGUCUGGGCAGUAGCCUUCUCAGCGGAUGGCCGCUACCUCGCCUCAGGCUCAGAAGAUAACACCAUUAAGAUCUGGGAUGCAAUAACAAGCAAAAAGCGGCAAACACUUAAAGGCCAUCGCAAUACAGUUUCCUCAGUAGCCUUCUCGGCAGAUGGGCGCUACCUCGCCUCAGGCUCAUACGAUCACACCAUCAAGAUCUGGGACGCAAUAACAGGUAAAGAGCAGCAAACAUUUAAGGGCCAUCGCAAUGUAGUCUGGGCAGUAGCCUUCUCAGCGGAUGGCCGCUACCUCGCCUCAGGCUCAGAAGAUAACACCAUCAAGAUCUGGGAUGCAACGACAGGCAAAGAGCAGCAAAUACUUAAGGGCCAUCGCAGUUGGGUUCAGUCAGUAGCCUUCUCAGCGGAUAGCUGCUACUUCGCCUCAGGCUCAGAAGAUUACACUAUUAAGAUCUGGGAUAUAACAACAGGCAAAGAGCAGCAAACACUUAAGGGCCAUUGCGAUAUAGUUGAGUCAGUAGCCUUCUCAGCAGAUAGCCGCUACCUCGCCUCAGGCUCAUACGAUGACACCAUCAAGAUCUGGGAUGUAACGACAGGCAAAGAGCGGCAAACCCUUAAGGUUGCCACUGCGAUUCAUACUAUAUCCUUCGACAAUACGGCCUCAUACCUGUAUACCGAAAUCGGGCCUAUAAAAUUAGACAUAGAACAUCAAACUAGGGCCCAAUCUACGAUAGCAAACCAUGUUAGCUACGGCCUAAGCACCGAUAAGUGUUGGAUCACCUGGAAUGGGUAUAAUAUAUUGUGGCUUCCGCCUGAAUACCAGCCUUCCAUGUCGGCUGUAUGCCAUCAUGCACCGCCUUUUGCGUCGCCACAGGUGCCGUUAACGGAUGUAGUUAUAGGUCUGGGUAAUGGGUUAGGGCGAGUGGUGGUAUUUAGGAUGUCGGGUUCGAGGCCAUAUUCCCUGUUAUAAUCUCUGAGACUGACACAUAUUUCUUUAUCUCACUUUUUGUUUAAAAAAACGGGGUGUCAAAAGAGGAAGCCAAUUAUGCACACACUCACUGUAGCUCUUAGGCCUUCAGUAGGGCUUAGAAAUGCUGUGAAUAUCACAACAUAUCUACAGCGACCAAAAGCGGUCCAGCCCUAUAGUGAUACAUUUAGGAGCGAAAUAUAGUAGAUAGAAAUAAUGAAUACUUCUCUGUAUUUA